GUCCUCACUGAAGUACUACCACCAUCGACAGAUGAACUGCAUCCUUCAUGGACACGACAAGCAAGCACCGCAAGAAAUCUCGUGAAACUCGAGGGCUGUCCCAGUCCAGCCUUGCGUCUGCUUCAAUCCAGUACCUGCUCUCCUUGCUCUCAAAGUUUCUGAAGCCUUUUGCGCCCAAAAUAAUACCUCUUGUUGUCUUCAUUUUCUUGAUCCCUUUGUCAUUGUGUCUUUCUGGCUUCGCAGGAUGGAUAGUAUGGAAGAACGUCGCUGUUUCCUGGGAAUAUCCGUUGUUUCUUCAAUACGGAGAUGGUCUAGCUCCAUAUGCAGAGAGUAGUCUUCCUCAGCUGGUAUCACAACAGCCCUAUGAUAUACUGCUACACCUUGUCGUUCCCGCUACUGAAUCGAAUCUCGCAUUGGGAAACUUCAUGGCGUCAUUGAGACUGUCAUCGGACAGUAACCAAACGUUAGCGGUCGUUCGCCGUCCAGCCAUUGUAUUGCCAUCUCGUCCUUCCUUUUUCUCUGGCAAACCUUCAACCUUUAACAUAGACAUCCCCCUUCUGCAUUCCUACACGUUUGGGACGUCUAAUGCGAAUGCUCAUAUACAGCUUGGCCGACAGGAUGGCUGGAAGACACUGGGUAGCGGUGAAGGUCGUGAACUGUCUGUCUCUGAUGCAUACCUCCGUGGUAUUCUCGUCCAUCGGGGAAUACGGGGUCUUGUAACCCGUUUCCCACUCAUUUCAGCUGCGAUAUCCUCAAUGAUCUUCCUUGUCAUCCUACUGGCGAUGAUCAGUUUAUGUAUUCUUCCUACCAUGUUGUCGGAGCCUGUAGGGAAAAGAUACAUUGAUGAUGUCGGAAGCGAGCCUUUCGAUGACGAAAAGCCCCCGAGAAGACCUUCUCCUAAACGAGAAACCUCUAGUAGGAGAAGGACUUCGGGGAAGGCUAGAUCAAGGAGAAGUUCAAGCGGAAGAUCGGUGAAAGGAGAACGUUCGGACCAGCCGAUACCAUCUGGAUCUGGAGAGAGUUCAAGUCAUCUUCGACGGCGUCGGUCGCGUUUGUCAGAAGGAUUGUCUGACUCUGAGUGAACUUGGAUGAAUUAGUACUUUACGCUUUGUUUCGAUAGUGUUGUAAAUCGUCACCUCAUUUUUUUUCAUAUAAAACUGCUUGCCAUGAUUCCAC
Desarmillaria tabescens is the source of this 1176-nucleotide messenger RNA. RefSeq names its product putative adipose-regulatory protein-domain-containing protein. Gene Ontology annotation, cellular component: endoplasmic reticulum membrane. Lineage: Eukaryota; Fungi; Basidiomycota; Agaricomycetes; Agaricales; Physalacriaceae. The record is from RefSeq and is a predicted model, not a curated record. Gene Ontology annotation, biological process: lipid droplet organization; lipid storage. The transcript has 6 exons. Bases 48 to 1082 code for a protein of 344 amino acids.